ACCUAAUUCCCAAUCUCCCAACUCUCAAAGCUCUCUCCUUUACCACUCUCACGAGCCAAGACCAUGGCCUCGACGAUGACGGUGCUCUUCGCCGUCGUGAUCGUGUUGGCGGCGGUCUACUGCGGGAUUGACCCGCUGCGGCAUAGCUCCAUGGCGGACUUCCCGGAGUUCGAGGCCUACAAGGUUGAGCUGCCGGCAUGGUCCGAGGUCCCCAAGGUGAGAGACGAGCAGGACUUGCUUCAGAGAGCUGAGGUGAGGUUCUUCGGCCAAAUUCAGGGUCCUGAGAGCGUCGCCUUCGACCCUCACGGCCACGGCCCUUACACUGGCGUUGCUGAUGGCCGUAUACUCUUCUGGAACGGCAACUCUUGGUCCGAUUUCGCUUUCACUUCCCCUAAUAGAACGGAGUUGUGUGAUCCGAAGCCUUCGGCUUUGAUGUAUUUGAAGAAUGAGCAUGUUUGUGGGAGGCCAUUAGGGCUUCGGUUUGAUAAGAAAAGUGGGGACUUGUAUAUUGCUGAUGCUUACUUUGGAUUGUUGAAGGUUGGGCCUGAGGGUGGCCUGGCAACACAGCUUACAACAGAGGCUGAAGGUGUUCCUUUGAAGUUCACUAAUGAUUUUGAUUUUGAUGAAGAUGGGAAUGUUUAUUUCACUGAUAGUAGUUCCAACUACCAAAGAAGGAACUUCAUGCAGCUGGUUUUCACUAGUGAGCCUUCAGGGAGGCUUCUAAAGUAUAAUCCAGUCACAAAAGAAACAACAGUUCUCCUUAGAAACCUUCAAUUUCCUAAUGGUGUAUCGAUGAGCAAAGAUAAAUCAUUCUUUGUCUUCUGUGAAGGAUCACGGGGCAGGUUGAGCCGGUAUUGGCUGAAAGGCGAAAAGGCAGGAACAUCAGAGGUUUUUGCCAUCUUACCUGGUUUCCCUGAUAAUGUAAGAACUAAUGAGAAUGGUGAGUUCUGGGUUGCAAUUCAUUGCCGAAGGACUGUAUAUGCUCAUGUUAUGAGCCAUUAUCCCCAAUUAAGGAAGUUCUUCCUCAAACUCCCAAUCCCGGCUAAGUAUCAGUUCUUGAUGUUCAUUGGAGGCAGACUUCAUGCAGUAAUCGCCAAAUAUAGCCCUGAUGGUGAAUUAUUGCAAAUUUUGGAGGACAGGCAAGGGAAAGUUGUUAGAGCAGUGAGUGAGGUGGAAGAGAAGGACGGGAAACUUUGGUUAGGAUCUGUUCUUAUGCCUUUCAUCGCCGUUUACGACUUGCAUUGAUACAUUAGCACACAUUUCACUCUUCCAAGGAAAUGGUAUAACUUAUGAUGUAUUAAUAUUAUCUGAAGUUGUGAGAGGGACAUUGUUGAUCAGUUUUUCCCAUUAUCAUCCAUUAAUAACUGCUGUCUAUAUAAACACUACAUCAGUUGAGCUUUGGCAGAACGAAUAUCCAACAUGAAAAAUGUUGCUUCUAUUUAUUUA
Molecule: messenger RNA, 1446 nt
Organism: Dioscorea cayenensis subsp. rotundata (Guinea yam)
Lineage: Eukaryota; Viridiplantae; Streptophyta; Magnoliopsida; Dioscoreales; Dioscoreaceae
Product: protein STRICTOSIDINE SYNTHASE-LIKE 3
Exons: 4
Coding region: 64-1245 (393 amino acids)
Biological process (GO): biosynthetic process
Molecular function (GO): strictosidine synthase activity
Source: RefSeq, a predicted model, not a curated record